GUCAUACUAUUUUUAUAGAGACUAGUUCACCAAUGUGUUUCUCAAUAUUAUCAAAUAAGGAGUUUCGUGGGGGGGUCGUACAAUAUUUAAAAUAAAAAUUAAUCGUCUGUGUUAUUAAACUUCCUGUUUUUUCUAAUUAAACUGUAUUUGUGUAAUAAGCAUAAUGGGUGGGUGUUACGAUUGUAUGAAGUACCUAAUGGUCUUUAUCAACCUUAUUGUUUUUGUAAUAAGUCUCACAAUGAUUGGACUUGCAGUCUGGAUGCUAGUAGACGACACAUUUUACGUCUCAAUGGCAGUUGAUGCAGCUAAUUACAAAGUAGACGUUUAUAUGCUCUUAGCUGGAGGAUUACUCCUUUUAGUUGUCUCUUUCCUUGGUUGCUGUGGCGUAGUACGAGAAUCACAAUGCAUGUUAAUUUCGUUCUUCUGCAUUUUGCUGGUAAUUCUUGUUGCACAAAUUGCGACAGUCGUUUGGGUUUAUUGUAAUAGCGAUAAAUUGGAAACUAUGAUACGUUACAAUAUUAAAUCAACUGUCGAGGAGGAGUACUAUAAGGAUGAACGUUUACAAAAAACGUUUGACGCGAUUCAACAGGGAUUAAAGUGCUGUGGAGCUGAUUAUCCGGCUGAUUGGAAUAAAAGUAAGAAUAUUUUAGUCGGCGCUACAAUUGAAGAGAAGAACACCUUUAACAUUCCAAAAAGUUGUUGCACUGCACUUGCAACUUCCUCAGAUUGCGAAAAAAGUACUCAGCAGUUACACAUUGGACAAGGAAUUGACUUUAAGACUGUUUUUGAAAAUGGUUGUACAACCAAAGUUUUAGAUAUAGUACGCGAAAAAGUUGCCAUCGUUUUUUGGGUAGCCAUUGCCAUUAUUAUACUCGAAUUCAUCGGUCUUAUAUUUACAAUUAUUUUGGCGGUGGCUGUGGGUAAAUCUCGACAUUACAAACGCUAAACUGCUGGUGCAUCAAAGCAAAUAUAUUUUCUGAUCAUUUUAUUUAUAUUACAUUUUGUACGAAAAUUUUAGUCUUCAUGAUGAAUAAUUAAAUUAUUACUUACAGUAAGUCGGCUGUCUCCUACAACGCGCACACAAACCUAAAAUGGUACAAAGCUCUUUUAAUGUUUAAAAAUAACGGUGCCAUACACAUACAUAUGGACUUUAUGUUGCCACUCUGAAUUCAGAUGCAAUGAAGAAAGACAAAAUGUACAAUAUUUAUGCCCAGUUGCACCAACAAGUCUUGCUUAGAGUUAAGUCGAACUUCAAAUCUAUGGCAACGAUUAUUGAGACAAUCGUUGCUAUAUGGUAAUUAAGUUACGCUUAACUUUAAGGGAUACUUAAUGUUGACCGUGCAACUGGCCAUUAGUCGUUUCAAAUGUGGGUAGCGCUAUGAUGGAUGCGUCAUAAAUGACAAAACAAUAAUUAUGUAAAUAUGAUUUUAUAUUUUUGAAUACUUAUUAGGACCUGAUUUUACCACGUUCAAUUGAAUUGAAACAAUAUGGAUCACUUGCACUGUAUAUUUUUUUACUUUUAUUCAAUCAAUAAUUCCUUUUUCAAUCAUAUUGGCACUGUAAGAUCAGUAUUGUAAUACUGAUUGAAGUUAAUACAGUGAACAGACAAAAUGCAUAGAUUAUAGAUUGGGUAAAAUUAAGAAAAUUAGCUAACAAUAAAUUUACAUUUAUUGAAAAUUUGAAUUAUUAGCAACUAUUUCUGAGUUUCAGGUUUCUUAAUUUAACAAAUUAUCUGCCAAACUAUAAUGAUUAUUUAAUAUUUUGAGAAGUCGCGUGGCAUAAACUGGUUAUAUUGUUGCAUAAGUUUAUUUACUAUUACAUUUAAAGCAACGGAUCUUUACACUGUUGUUUAUGUUGCUAUUUUCUAACAAAACAAAUAAAAACUGUUAAAAAUCAAGUGAGUGAGUCAAUUUUCAUUUAAAAAAUAAUUACAAAGAAACAAAGAAAUGGCGCACAAUAAGAUAUAUUACUAUUUUAUCAUUUUCCUAGAAGGGGAAGGGGGGAAUUUUCAAAAUUUUAAUUUUAUAAUUAACUGAGUGGGUUUGUCUGUACAGAGUAGACAUUAGCAAAUAAUAUUUACUUUAGCUUUUCAAAAUGAGUGCCAAAAAUCCAAACCUUACAGUUUUGCCUCCACUGCAGUGGUUCUCAUUUCUAGUCUUCUAUUAUUGAGAUCUUUAUUUAAGGAAUUAGCAAUCUCUCUGUCAUUACCUGUUAUUGUAGCCGUUUUAUGUUCUAUGUUGCCAAACCUUCUAGCUAAGUCCAUCUUAUCUAUAGCAGUAUCACCUGUUCAAAAAGAAACUUAACUAUUGCAAAAUUUUCUUAUUAUUUUACACAUGAAAUGAUUAAAAAAAAAGAGAAUACGUGUAGUGUAAUUGGCCUUUAGGCAAAAAAUAACAAUUUUUUCUAUAUAUGUACUUUUAUCAGCAAAUGUCAAAUCUCAUUCAGGAUAGAAUGAAAUUCUUUUUUUAUUAUAUUACUAUAUAAUAAAUUAAGCAGAAAAUAGCAAUAGUAAAGUCAUUUUGAACUAACUGUAUAUAAGUUAGUUAAUAUAACAUUUUAUGAAUCUCCUUCCUAGUCUGUUAUCACGUAGUGCCAAAAACAUGUUUGCAAGAUCGUAGCCAAUGGGGGAUUAUAAGAGUUCAAUUCCCUUUUGCAAUUUGAAAAAAUUAUUGUCAAAAUGUACAUACUCUGAAGAAAUCUAUUUAUUUUCCCGUUAUCUCAUAAGCAGUCUCCUGUGGCAUAAUAUCAUGGUUACAAUCUUGAACAUAUGUACCUACUAUUGCAGUUAAUCUCAAAUGUGGCCCAAACGAAAAUUCAUUAAACGUCAUGUUUUCAUAAAGUUAAUGUUAAGCCAAAUUUGAUAUUAUAAACUGACUGCUUUAUUUUGUUACCAGUGUGUUUUUUAAAUUUUUUGCACAAUUAAUUAUUUACUAUGCAUGUGUUCAUUAAUCUUUAAGUUGGAUACUUUUUCCCAAUGAAUACGAGUUUAGGGAGUUUAUCCAACAAUCUUUUAAUUUAGUUUUAAUUUUUAAUCGAAGCUUUAUUUAUAAAAGGUUUUUAUACUAUUAACAGUAUUUCUAAGUACAUUAACUGUAUGUAUCACUGAUCUCAUUACAAUCUGCAAUUACUCAAGUGUGGCUGGUAUGAUUUGUAUAGCUUAACUUUUUUAUUUCUUGCUUUUUAUAAUGCCAACGUCCUAAGGGAGUUUAAAAGGAAAUCUUGUAAAUAAAAGAUUUUAAUUACA
Molecule: messenger RNA, 3244 nt
Organism: Photinus pyralis (common eastern firefly)
Lineage: Eukaryota; Metazoa; Arthropoda; Insecta; Coleoptera; Lampyridae
Product: tetraspanin-8-like
Exons: 4
Coding region: 164-946 (260 amino acids)
Cellular component (GO): membrane
Source: RefSeq, a predicted model, not a curated record